Molecule: messenger RNA, 609 nt
Organism: Rotaria sp. Silwood2
Lineage: Eukaryota; Metazoa; Rotifera; Eurotatoria; Philodinida; Philodinidae
Source: the annotation of a GenBank genome assembly
AUGGCUUCUUCAUCUUCCUCAGCAGAACGCCUCAAGGGUGUUCUCUCAGUAACUGUACUUCAGGCAAAGAAUUUAGUCAAAAGUGAAUGGUUUGGUGAGAACGAUUGUUAUGCAGUUAUUUCAAUUGAACCUAUUCCGAUGAAAAAUACGAACCAUGGAAAUGAAAAAAAACAAACAGACACAUAUCAGAGGACACAGAUUCACUAUGGUUGCAAUCCAAUUUUCAAUGAGAGAUUUCUAUUUCCUGUGCCACAGAAAUUAGAUGCAUUAUAUGUUCAGAUAUGGGAUGCGGAUUAUGAUAAAGACGAUCUUUUGGCUCAUGGAACUUUGAGUUUACUGGACGAUGAACAGGGCGGCCGAUAUGAUACAAACUUGGACAAAGCAUGGCUUCAUACCGUAAGCUUUCCAAUGCUCAAUGAAAAAGGUGGAGAUGGUGGUACAUUAGAACUCGUACUUCAUUUCAUUCCUGAAACAACAGCUGCAUAUAUGGGCAAAAAAUUCGAUGUUGCUCAAGCAGAAGUCAAGAAAAAAAUAACGCAGCAUGUAGUUGCAAAAGUGACCGACGUUGCUUCAGAAAAAAUUCGAGCAUUUGUCGGAAUUGGUGUUUAA